AGGCGACGGACCCACAUUGAGUGACACUGUCCAAGCCAGAGAGAAGACAGCACACUCCUCCGGCUGGGAGCUAGGAGCAGCAGCAGAAGCGCAGAGCGAGGCAGUCUGCGCCAAUGGGGGUCCGCUCGGCGGCCACGAAGCUUCACAUCCCACCCUCCCACUCAUCCGCCGCCCGCCGCUCCCUCUUCCUCCCCCUCGCCGCCGUCGCGCUCCUCUGCUCCGCCUCCUACCUCCUAGGCGCCUGGCACCACGGCGGCUUCUCCUCUUCCCCUUCCCCCUCCGGCGCCGUCUCCAUCGCCACCGCCAUCUCCUGCACCACCACAACACUCACCCCCUCCACCCUCGACUUCUCCGCACACCACGCGUCCGCCUCGACCACCACCACCUCAUCCUCCGCGCCCUCGACGCCGCAGCGGCGGAGGCAGUACCCGGCGUGCCCGGCCAAGUACUCCGAGUACACCCCGUGCGAGGACGUCAAGCGGUCGCUGCGGUACCCGCGGGACCGGCUCGUGUACCGGGAGCGGCACUGCCCGUCCCCCGCGGGGCGUGACCGGCUGCGGUGCCUCGUGCCGGCGCCCCACGGUUACCGCAACCCGUUCCCGUGGCCCGCCAGCCGCGACGUCGCGUGGUUCGCCAACGUGCCGCACAAGGAGCUCACCGUCGAGAAGGCCGUGCAGAACUGGAUCCGCGUCGACGGGGACAAGCUCCGCUUCCCCGGCGGCGGGACCAUGUUCCCGCACGGCGCCGACGCAUACAUCGACGACAUCGCCAAGCUCGUCCCGCUCCGCGACGGCUCCGUCCGCACCGCGCUCGACACCGGCUGCGGGGUGGCGAGCUGGGGCGCGUACCUGCUGUCCCGCGAUAUUCUGGCCAUGUCCUUCGCGCCGCGGGACUCCCACGAGGCGCAGGUGCAGUUCGCGCUGGAGCGCGGCGUGCCCGCCAUGAUCGGCGUCCUCGCGUCCAACCGCCUGACCUACCCGGCGCGCGCGUUCGACAUGGCGCACUGCUCCCGCUGCCUCAUCCCCUGGCACCUCUAUGAUGGGUUGUACCUGAUCGAGGUUGACCGCGUCCUGCGCCCCGGCGGGUACUGGGUACUGUCCGGCCCACCCAUCAACUGGAGGAAGUACUGGAAAGGGUGGGAGAGAAGCAAGGAGGAUCUGAACGCCGAACAGGAAGCCAUCGAGGCUGUUGCUCGGAGCCUUUGCUGGAAGAAGAUCAAGGAGGCCGGAGACAUCGCCGUCUGGCAGAAACCCAUGAACCACGUCAGCUGCAAGACCUCCCGCCGGAAGACUGCCAAGUCCCCUCCUUUCUGCUCCAACAAAAAUCCCGACGCGGCAUGGUAUGACAAGAUGGAGGCCUGCGUAACGCCGCUCCCGGAAGUGUCCAACGCGGACGAGGUUGCCGGUGGCGCAGUGAAGAAAUGGCCACAGAGGCUUACCGCCGUGCCGCCAAGGAUCUCCAGGGGCAGCAUCAAGGGCGUGACGGCCAAGGCGUUCCAGCAGGACACCGAGCUGUGGAAGAGGAGGGUCCGCCAUUACAAGGCGGUGAUCAACCAGUUCGAGCAGAAAGGACGGUACCGGAACGUGCUCGACAUGAACGCCGGCCUCGGUGGUUUCGCGGCGGCGCUGGCGAAUUACCCGCUGUGGGUCAUGAACAUGGUCCCGACGGUUAGGAAUUCCAGCACACUGGGUGUGAUCUACGAGCGUGGGCUCAUCGGAAGCUACCAGGACUGGUGUGAGGGCGCAUCCACCUACCCACGGACCUACGAUCUCGUCCACGCGGAUUCAGUGUUCACGCUGUACAAGAGCAGGUGCGAGAUGGACAGCAUACUCUUGGAGAUGGACAGGAUCCUGAGGCCUGAGGGCACGGUGAUCAUCAGAGACGACGUGGACAUGCUGGUGAAGGUCAAGAGUGUCGCUGACGGGAUGAGAUGGGACAGCCAGAUCGUCGACCACGAAGACGGCCCGCUCGUCCGGGAGAAGCUCCUCCUCGUUGUCAAGACAUACUGGACUGCCCCGGACCAAGACCAAUAGCAGUAGUAUAGUACAGUAUUUCUAUAUGCUGAUAAGCACAUUGCUCAGAAGAUCUCAUGAGUUGGAUUGGAUCACCAUUUCUAGCUCCAUGUACUACUUCUUUUUAGCCGAUUUGUUUUUAUAUAGGAAAUUGGUGUCUGGUAAGCUGUUAAACAGGGCAUAAUUUGUCUCCGGUGCAAAGAUUGUCACCUGAUCGCUAAAUUGUGUCAAGUGGUAAAUAGAAUUGAUGUUUGUAAGUUGAUUUGGAUAGUGCAUAGUACUAUGCGGGGUGUAAUCCUCAUGUUACCGUUGUGUUCAGUAAAAGUUAAAUGUUGAACACCA
Messenger RNA from Brachypodium distachyon (stiff brome), 2354 nucleotides. Its product is annotated as probable methyltransferase PMT15. Gene Ontology annotation, molecular function: methyltransferase activity. Lineage: Eukaryota; Viridiplantae; Streptophyta; Magnoliopsida; Poales; Poaceae. The record is from RefSeq and is a predicted model, not a curated record. Gene Ontology annotation, cellular component: cytoplasm; endosome; trans-Golgi network. The coding region runs from base 114 to 2033 and encodes 639 amino acids. The transcript is spliced from 6 exons.